This is a messenger RNA of Lactuca saligna, 1848 nucleotides long. NCBI's taxonomy places the organism in Eukaryota, Viridiplantae, Streptophyta, Magnoliopsida, Asterales, Asteraceae. The record is from the annotation of a GenBank genome assembly.
AUGAAAGAAGAAGUUGUGGCUACUAGCAGGAGUAGUAGGCUGCCUUCAGAUUCAGGUGCUUUUGCAGACUGGGUUGCUAAUCCUUCUUCAUCUGCUGCUCUCAGACCCUCUGAUCAGGAUCUCUCUUUAGGUUUCAAUGCCGGUCCCGCCACCGCCGGUGGCGUAUCUACCGGGAUGUGGUCGUCAGCCCCGUCCGCUCGUCAAAUCAACUACGGCCUUCCGGAGAUGGGCAUGUUGGGUCUUCGUGAUGUGUUUGUGGUUGCUCCUUCCAGUCAUCAUAAUCUCUCCGAUCAUCAUUCCAUCAACUCAUCUGUCGCAAACGCCAACGCUGCAACCGCGCUCGGCGUCGGCGUUAUUCCACUUUUGAGCACCACUCCUUGUCUCAACGUUGAAGAAGGUAUGUUGAAUAAUCGCGGCAGCGGUAGAAAUAGCAACACCAACAAUAACAGUAAUUAUAGUAUUCAGUUCUGGCAACAACACCCUCAAACGCAACCACAUAAUUAUUUGAACAAGCCAAUGAUUUCCGAUCAUGGGUUUCUCCAAGGCAGCGUCGGCGGCGGUGGGUCGACGUCAACUUCAGGUUCCACCAUGACUUGUCAAGACUGCGGCAAUCAGGCAAAAAAAGAUUGCACCCACCGGCGGUGCCGGACUUGCUGCAAGAGUAGAGGGUAUGAUUGUGCUACACACGUGAAGAGCACUUGGGUACCCGCCGCUCGCCGCCGUGAACGUCAGCUCAUGACAUCAACGGGCGCUGCCACUGUCUCCUCCGCCUCAACUUCUGGUCCUAAAAAGCCUCGCCUCACUUCUCAUACCACAACUAACUCACACACUUCUACUUCCAACACCACACCUCCUCGCAGUUUCGAAACUAGUUCCAGUCAUCAUCAAGAUGCAAGUUUUAAGGAAUCAUUGCCCGGACAAGUGCGUGCUCCGGCGGUGUUCAAAUGUGUGAGGGUGACGGCGGUGGAAGACGGAGAUGAUGAAUAUGCAUACCAAGCUAGUGCUACGAUCGGUGGACAUGUCUUCAAAGGCUUCCUCUAUGAUCAAGGAGUUGAAACAAGAGAUCAUUCAAACAUCCCCAAUUUUUCGGAAUUGCACCUGGGCGGUGGUGGUGGUGGAGGCGGUGGUGGAGGGAGGAAUGUGGAUGGUUCGUCUUCUUCACCGCUGCUUGACCCAUCUGAGGUUUAUGCAUCAUCAGGUGGUGGAUUGCUUGCAGGAUCAGCCUAUGGGUAUUAUGGUCCUUUACUUGCUUUUCUGGAAAUUGGGGCUGGGGCAGCAGGAAUGCCACUUGUGUUGCAUGUUGUUCCGGAGAAAAAAGUGAAGAAGCUUUAUCUUGCACUUGCUGCUGCUUAUGUGCCACCUGGCAUCAUGACCCAUUACAUGCGACCAUUUCGAAAGGCUCCAAAAAUUAUUUCCCAAGAGUUGAUUCCGGGAUGGAAUCUGUGCCAAUUGGAGGUCCUGGAAUGCAGGAAAGUUCCAUGGCCAAAUGCUUCCAUUGAAGAAGAGAAUGGAAUUCAGGAUUUGAAUUGGCCGAAUAAAGACUUUGCAUUCGAGUGCAAAAUCAACCUUUUGACUGGUCGUACUCACCAGAUUCGAGCUCAACUAGCAGCAUGUGGUGCACCGAUAGUGGGGGACUCGAUGUACAUGCCAGCUGUAAUCGCAGAGCUGGUGGGACCCACAAAGUUAAAAAAACAAUUUGAAAGUGAGUCCGCCAUUGAAGAGUGGGCUGCAAAACACGGGAAGGAACCUGGUGUGAGUAUUGGUCUUCAAGCUUUUCAAAUUUCAUGGGAUGAAGAUGAAGGACAGCAACACUUGUAUCAGGCGGGACCUCCAUGGUGGACUCAGUAA